AUUAUUUCAUAAAUAAUAUUUAUAAUUAAUCAAAUUCACUUAAUUUAUAUGUCGGCCUAAAUUUAAAUUUAAUCAUUAUUAAUAUAUUUUAAAAUUAAACUAUUUUUUGUAUAUUAGUGAAAAUGAUUAAGAAUGGAUACCACCAAGAAUAAGCCGCUCUUAAAUAAAGAUAAAAAGGGACUCCACACUGGUAGUCUUAAAGAAGAGGAAAUUUUGGAAUCUUCAGAAAAACUUUCCGGCCUGAAUCAUGAAAGCAAGUCAAUGUUAUUUCUGCUAUGUUUGUCUACGUUCAAUGAUUUGCAAAACAGAUUCCUUGAAAAAUAUAAGGGAAUGUUAGAUUCCAAAAAGAUUAAAGGGACUGAUCCUACACCUCAAGAGCUCAAAUUAUACAAAAAAUUACUGAAAUCAAAGGACGCUUUUUUAAACACACCCUUGGAGGAGGAUGCUGGACCUAGUCAAACCUCAACACCGCCUUCUACAGAGCCAUCCACUCAAGAAACUUCGCUUUUGAGAACCCUGUGGAGAAGAUAUCGCAUAGAAUUUUACAUCAAGGCAAUGCUCAUAAUAUUCCUUCUAAAACUACCUUACUUCUGUUACAUCGUCACGACAGUAAUUUACAUUCUGUACUGCUUAGGCUUCUUUGAUUUGAUGGCACGUCUCUCUCAAACCUUGAGGAACAACCAGAAUGCACAAACUGUUGUUAGAUACUUUCUACAGUUCAUGGACAAUAUUCAGCCUCUUCUCGUAAUUCAACUGAAUCAAGAUAACGCUCAACAGCAACUAGGACAACAGGUUCCAGUUCAAGAUCAAACACAAUCACCUCAACCACAACCACAACCACAACCACAACCAGAUACUGUUACAAAUAUUCCAACGCCGCCAACCCCUGAACGAGGCCAAGCUGUUCCCCCUAGAAGCAGUACUGCACCAAUUAUUUCAGAUCAAGAGGAGACUCCACGUACUGUCCGCCAGAGACCAGCGACUUCAAGAGUUCAAUUCCCCUUCCUUCAAGACCGAUUAUUACGAGCAAGAGCUCCAAACGAAACCUCGGAUCAGACCCCAACACGCGGCAGUAGCAGGUCAUUAAGAGAUAGGAUCGAUUUGUUCCGUCGGGGUCACCAACUAUCUCAAAGAAAUCAGCCAGUUUCACAACCAGGUGAAUGUGAAAACACUAGAGAGAAGCCAACUUACUUUGAGAAGUUUGUGUACCAAGUUUUCUUUUCCUUCAUCCUAAGUCUCUUGCCCUGGUGGGAACCAAAUCCAAUAUAUCUAGAGGAGUAAACUAAUGCUAACAAAAUUAAAACUAAUCCGUGUAUUUUAAAUAAAAGAUAUUAUUUGGUUUCGAGAACCUCCUCAGCUGACUUUCUUUGGAAGUCAAUUAGCCUAUUACAUUUUAAAUUUUAACAACUCACUCUCUGAUUGCAUUACAGUUCUUCAUCUUGUAAUUUUCUAUUUGCUCAACAA
Theileria parva strain Muguga is the source of this 1464-nucleotide messenger RNA. RefSeq names its product putative integral membrane protein. The record is from RefSeq and is a predicted model, not a curated record. Bases 133 to 1281 code for a protein of 382 amino acids. The transcript has 5 exons. NCBI's taxonomy places the organism in Eukaryota, Apicomplexa, Aconoidasida, Piroplasmida, Theileriidae.